AUGAAGCUGGCCUCUCUUUUAUCAUUAGCUUCGACUUUCAUUGCAUCCGCCAAUGCACUCACUCCCAUCACCGUGAAGGAUAAUGCCUUUUAUGUUGGUAAUACCGAUGAACGGUUCUAUAUUAGAGGAGUCGAUUAUCAACCCGGCGGUUCAUCCAACUUGACCGAUCCAUUGGGUGAUCCAGAUAUUUGUAAGAGAGACAUCCCUUAUUUCCAAGAUCUAGGCUUGAAUGCAAUCAGAGUUUACACUGUUGAUAACACAUUGAAUCAUACCGAAUGUAUGACUGCCUUAAACGAUGCAGGUAUCUACGUUAUAAUAGAUGUCAACACUCCUAAAACCUCAAUUUCGAGACAUGACCCCGCUUGUUCGUACAACCUCGAUUAUUUGACUGAGAUCUUUGCAACAAUCGAUGAUUUUGCUACAUUUAAUAACACACUAGGUUUCUUCUCUGCUAAUGAAUUAGUCAAUAAUGUAUAUUCAUUUCAGUUUUCUCCUUAUGUUAAGGCAGUUACGAGAGACAUGAAGCAGUACAUGAGAGCCAAGAAAUAUAGGGCAAUUCCUGUUGGUUAUUCUGCUGCCGAUGUUUCUGAGGUUAGGCUGCCACUUGCCCAUUACUUAAAUUGUGGUGACAAUGAUGAUGAAAGAAUCGAUAUACUUGGUGUUAAUGAUUAUUCUUGGUGUGGUCAUUCUUCCUUUGUCGUGUCUGGUUACAAAGAAAAAGUUGCAGAUUAUAGUGGCUAUUCAAUCCCAAUCUUUCUCUCUGAGUUUGGCUGCAAUAAAGUUUCUGGCGAUCGUCCAUUUACUGAGAUUCAAGCCAUCUACUCCACACAGAUGUCUUCGGUCUUCUCUGGUGGGUUAGUCUAUGAAUAUUUCGAGUACGUUAAUAAAUAUGGUCUAGUUGAAGUAGAUACCAACACCGACGAUGUUACCAAAUUAGGCGACUAUAAUAAUUUAAAGAAUAUGUUAUCAUCUACUGAAAACCCCCAAGGUGACGGAGGUGCUGCCCAUUACAACUUCUCAGAAUGCCCAACUGGAUUAAAUUUUAGUAUUAGUGUUCCUUCACAGCCAUCUGGAUUUGCUCAGCUAGUUAAAACUGGUCCAAAUGGUAACAAUUAUGGUCUUGAAGCUAAUACUCAAGAUGCCUGUUACGAUGAUGAUGAUGACUCUGAUAUUGCAUCGUCAUCGGUGUCAUCUUCCUCAGCUUCUUCAACUUCUAUUAAGUCCUCCUUUGGGUCAUCAUCCACAGCAUUAAAAUCCUCGACUACUUCAUCAUCAUCUUCCUCGUCCUCGUCCUCGUCCUCUUCUUCUUCCGUUUCCUCAGUUUCUUCGAUUUCCUCCCACUCUCACAAUGCAGGUUCAGCUAUCGUUUCGAAUACACUUUUUUCCAUAGCUGCAUUGACUCUGAACCUUCUAUCAUUUUAA
Molecule: messenger RNA, 1422 nt
Organism: Pichia kudriavzevii
Lineage: Eukaryota; Fungi; Ascomycota; Pichiomycetes; Pichiales; Pichiaceae
Exons: 1
Coding region: 1-1422 (473 amino acids)
Biological process (GO): fungal-type cell wall (1->3)-beta-D-glucan biosynthetic process
Cellular component (GO): cytoplasm; fungal-type cell wall
Molecular function (GO): 1,3-beta-glucanosyltransferase activity
Source: RefSeq, a predicted model, not a curated record